Molecule: messenger RNA, 1118 nt
Organism: Homalodisca vitripennis (glassy-winged sharpshooter)
Lineage: Eukaryota; Metazoa; Arthropoda; Insecta; Hemiptera; Cicadellidae
Product: inositol monophosphatase 1-like
Exons: 6
Coding region: 139-1014 (291 amino acids)
Biological process (GO): signal transduction; phosphatidylinositol phosphate biosynthetic process; inositol metabolic process
Molecular function (GO): inositol monophosphate 1-phosphatase activity
Source: RefSeq, a predicted model, not a curated record
AGGUUCAUCGGCGCAUAUCGUUUUCAACUGUUCAUAGUGGUCACUGCUAGGCAAGUUGUCUGGGAAGUCGGUACCAAACUGUGUGACUAAUCGUGCAAUACCCACUGCGAUUAACGUCUGUGGUAACAUAACCUAAAGAUGCAUACGGGCUUUUCACUCCUUUUUCUUUUACUGUUGUCUACUACGUCCUUAGCUCACGAUUUUGAUGAUUAUUUUGAAACAGUCUUAAACAUCACAAAGGAAGCUGGAGAGAUUAUAAAGCAAAAGAUUUGGGAAGUGAAGAAUGUCAAGACCAAACAUAGUGUUGUGGAUUUUGUGACAGAGACUGAUAAAGAAAUUGAAGAAAAGAUGAAAAGCGAAAUUUCUUCGAAAUUCGCAGAUCACAAGUUUAUAGGAGAAGAGGCCACUGAUAGUGGCCAGAAGAUGGAGUUUACAGACGCCCCAACAUGGAUCAUUGAUCCAAUAGAUGGAACUAUGAACUUCGUCCAUGGUUACCCUUAUGUCUGUAUUUCUGUCGCCCUCUUUGUGAACAAGGAGACGCAGAUUGGAAUUAUCUAUAACCCAGUCCUAGACCAACUCUUCACUGCACGCAAAGGCCAGGGAGCUUUUUACAACAACAAACCCAUGACAGUUUCUGCUAUCAAAGAGUUGUCUGAAGCAGUAGUAUCAACUGAGAUUGGACUGAGUAGAGAAGAAGAAAAGUUACGAGUUGUUACAGAGAAUUUGAAAACUAUCAUCCCUCUAGUUCAAGGAGUCCGAUCAGUAGGAGCAAGCGCAAUGGACAUGGCUCUGGUUGCACUGGGAGGAACUGACGCAUUUUAUGAGUUUGGUCUUCAUGCCUGGGACAUGGCUGCAGGGGACCUCCUGAUCAGGGAGGCUGGUGGAGUUAUCAUGGAUCCUUCAGGUGGCCCGUUUGACCUGAUGAGUCGGAGAGUUCUGUGUGCUGCUACCAACGAGUUGGCAGAUCAGCUUCGAGCCAAGUUACAACAGUAUUAUCCACUCCGAGACUUGUAACUUGAAAUUGUACAGUUACACUCUUUUGAUGUCAUUUGUAUAGAAAGGAACGAAUAUACAAUAUUUAAAUUGUAAUUAUAUUGAUUAAAAUGAUCAUACCAGUA